Molecule: messenger RNA, 549 nt
Organism: Rosa rugosa (rugosa rose)
Lineage: Eukaryota; Viridiplantae; Streptophyta; Magnoliopsida; Rosales; Rosaceae
Exons: 2
Coding region: 1-549 (182 amino acids)
Source: RefSeq, a predicted model, not a curated record
AUGAUCCUUUUAAAGUAUUUUCUUGGCAUUGAGGUUUCAGCAUCUAAGAAAGGGAUAUUUAUUUGUCAGCGCAAGUAUGCGUUAGAAAUUAUAAAAGAUGCAGGAUUAUUGGAUGCUGCCCCUGUUGAGACACCCAUGGAACGUGGAUUAAAGUUGUCAGAUAAGACUGAGUUACUCAAAGAUCCAGAGAAGUAUAGGCGUUUGGUUGGAAGAUUGAUUUAUCUCACAGUGUCAAGGCCAGAUAUUACAUAUCCUGUUCAUAUAUUAAGCAGGUUUAUGCAUCAGCCUCGAAAAGCUCAUUGGGAGACAGCUUUGCGAGUGGUACGCUACCUCAAGUCAGCUCCUGGUCAAGGCUUGUUCUUUUCCUCAAAUAGUGAUCUUCGGCUACGAGCUUUUUGUGAUUCAGAUUGGGCAGGAUGUCCACUUACAAGAAGGUCUACUACAGGGUAUUGUGUGUUCCUAGGGCCUUCUUUAAUUUCAUGGAGGUCGAAACGUCAGAAAACAGUCUCUCUUUCUUCAGCUGAAGCAGAGUAUCGUGCUGUGAAUUGA